AUGUCUACGGUCUCAGAUGAGGUCGUUGUCCGCCACCACAUCUCGAGGGAACAGCUGAAGCACCAUGUGCGGAGGGUGACUCUUGGGGCUCAGGAAACGUUCCGACUCGUCCAUUUGGCCAUCGAGGAGCUGAAAGGCCCCGCCGGACUGGACGAGAAUGGAGUGAGCCUCUUUAAAACACCUGAAGUCAUCGAUGAGGUGUGGGCCGCCCAGCAGCGACACCUGGAAUGCUUGCAAGAUCCCCCAGACAUGAGCAUGUAUAGGGUAGCACGAACCACCACCAUCAACAAUGUGGAUGUGCCGUUCUAUAAAUGUCUUCGUGGAAGCAACAGCAUGGAGGGUUUCCACAAAUCACUUCCAAAUAUGAUUCCAGGUCCCCACUGUGCUGCACGCCCCUAUCAGGUUUACCUGAUAAGCGGUAUCGCGCGCUGGAAUUCGGACAGGACCUCCGAUGCUGUGUUUGGUGGCAAAGGGCGACACCACAGAAUGUACUCUGCACCUCUGAUCGAUCGCCUCAACGCCCGUUGUCAGCAGCUGUUUGGAGAGCCUGUGGAGGAGAAUUUCCGGGCUUCUGCUGAUGUCCAUUCUGCUGAGCUGCUCGGGUUGGAGUAUUUGUUCAGUCAGAGCAGUGGGGAGCCUUUCUCUCUUCAGGACAUUGCCGACGAUGGACCCAGUCCAGAGGAGGAGGUGGUUCAGCCUGGGCAGCUUGAUCCAGAUGAAGCUGAUGAGGCAUACCAGAGUGACGUAGAAGUGGACAAGGGUGUCCUGGAUGCCGAUCUGCCCCACAUCACUCUUACCAGUGACGAAACCUCCACUGUUCACCCUCCAGCCUUUGAGGAUGCCUGCAGUUCAAACCCUCUCCCUGGUUUUAAAGAACUAGAAUCAUUCUGCUCUGUGCUGGUUGAGAUUAGCCUAAUUGAAGACAAGCUGUCGCUUAUCACUGACCAGAGAAACAGGGUUCUCGAAGCCUGGAAUGCAGUGGAGGAGCAUGACAAACAGCCACAGCAGUUCAACCAGAUGUACAGAACACACUGGGGCAAUACCCUCUACUGUCGCACCAAAAGAGACGAUCUUGUUGAGGCUGCUGUGGUACAGAGGAUGAAGAUGGCCAAGCGCUAUGCACCGGCACAACAGGACAUCAGUGCUCAGAACAACAGGCUGAUGUACACCCUGGUGAAACUGUUGUGGUUGCAAUUACCUCAAGGUUCUCGCACCAGCCCUGAGAAGAGUACCAUCUUAAAGGCGUACGAGCGAAUUCAGCACCGGAUAUUGGCAGAGGAUCCAGUCCUGUGCAGGGCAGGAAUUCCUUUGCCAAAAAUCAACAUCAAGACCGUACGAGACUUCAUCCGUUGCCAAGAGAGAAUCCUUAACCUGCACUCCACAAAACAGCCUUCCACCAUUACAAAGACCACCUCCAUCUCGUCUGCAGACCUUCCUCCAGCACCGCUCCAGCUGGCAGUCCUCCCACCACCAGACUACCCAAUGAUGGAAUAUGUGCCCACACCUAGCAUGGCAGGGACAAAGAUGUUAAAGGAAAGAACAGACAUUAUGACUCUCUCCCGUCCUCAUCCAACACUGCCACCACCUGCACCACUGCCACUGCUGGUAAGGAAAACACCUGCCACCUGUACCAUCACCAGACCUGUGCCUGAGUCUACUUCAGCUUCUGGAAUUGCUGGUCCACCCACAUCAGUCCCUUCGACUGUGCCCUUAAAACCUGCCACGCAGACCAGUAGCACAUCGCACAGUACGUGCAGUUCUUCACUGUGGGCGAGAGCUACACAAUACAAGCGCAAGCUGAAGGAACAGCCUUCAGAAGUAGGAGCCAGACUUUCACGAGUGCAAAAUCUCCCUGUCUGCACAAUCUGUGAUCAGCCUACCCAGGGACAUAAAAAAUACAAAGAAAGAGCUUCUGCCCUGUAA
This is a messenger RNA of Astyanax mexicanus (Mexican tetra), 1923 nucleotides long. RefSeq lists its product as uncharacterized. Bases 1 to 1923 code for a protein of 640 amino acids. The transcript has 4 exons. The record is from RefSeq and is a predicted model, not a curated record. Lineage: Eukaryota; Metazoa; Chordata; Actinopteri; Characiformes; Acestrorhamphidae.